Molecule: messenger RNA, 1947 nt
Organism: Exophiala bonariae
Lineage: Eukaryota; Fungi; Ascomycota; Eurotiomycetes; Chaetothyriales; Herpotrichiellaceae
Exons: 1
Coding region: 1-1947 (648 amino acids)
Molecular function (GO): FAD binding; oxidoreductase activity
Source: RefSeq, a predicted model, not a curated record
AUGUCUUCCGAAAUUCCUCUGUACGAUAUUGUCAUCAUCGGUGCUGGCCCUGUAGGGCUACUGCUCUCAGUUUGCCUGUCAAGAUGGGGUUAUAAGGUCAAGCAUAUCGAUAACCGACCGGUACCAACUGCUACCGGAAGAGCAGAUGGUAUUCAACCCAGGUCAAUCGAAAUUCUAAAGAACUUGGGACUGAAAUCCAAGAUUUUCGCUCAUCAUCCCGCCAGAGUGCACGAAGUAGCCUUCUGGGAUCCUGCUCCUGAAGGCAAGAUCCGACGAACUGGCACCUGGGCAAGUUGCCCCGAGUUUCUCGAUGGCCGUUACCCGUUCACAGCACUUCUCCAUCAAGGAUUGAUCGAAAGAGUUCUGAUUGAGGAUAUCGAGAAGAACGGAACGAUAGUGCAACGACCUUGGACGAUCACCGGUUUUGCCACCAACCAUGCAAAUCCAGACUAUCCGGUCGAAGUCGAACUCAAGAACAUUGAUAGCAAUGUUUCAGAGAUUGUCCGCGCGAAAUAUCUUUAUAGCGGAGAGGGCGCACGAUCCUUUGUGCGAGAGCAAUUGGGUGUUCAGAUUCGACACCUGGAUCCCAUCUCCUAUGUUUGGGGUGUCAUGGAUGGUGUGGUCCGCACCAACUUCCCUGACAUCAAGAUGAAAUGUACCAUUCACUCCGACCAUGGUAGCAUCAUGGUUAUUCCCCGAGAGAACAACAUGGUCAGACUUUACAUCCAGAUCGCGAGCUCCACAGAUCCCGAUUUCAAUCCCAGAAAAACCGCAACUGUAGCUGAAGUGCAAGCAGCUGCCAAGAAGAUUCUCGCACCUUACUAUCUCACCUGGGAUCGAGUCGAGUGGUAUUCGGUCUACCCCAUCGGCCAAGGACUUGCGGACAAGUACACAUUGGACCAUCGUGUCUUUAUGGGUGGUGAUGUAUGCCACACACAUUCUCCAAAGGCAGGUCAGGGAAUGAACACUGCCUUCCACGAUGCCAUCAAUUUCGCAUGGAAGAUGCACCUUGUCGAAUCAGGCUUCUCCAAUCGGGAUACACUUGAGACGUACGAAGUAGAGCGCCGGUUUACCGCCGAAACACUACUCAACUUCGACAACAAAUAUGCCGCCCUCUUCUCACAACGGCAACCAACAGCAGCUGAAGUUUCCGGUGCUGCGGUAGAACAAAAAACAGAUGAAGCCGAGAAGAAUCCUUUCAUCGAGAUGUUCAAGGCUAACUGCGAAUUCACAUCGGGCUUCGGUGUUGCCUACAACGGCAACGUCUUCAACCACACCAGCGAGCACGCCUUCCAGAAUCCAUUGCUGAUAACAGAUUCGCCAAAACUCCGGGCUGGUCGCAUCUUACCACCAGCAGACGUCACACGUGUUGUUGAUGCCAAUGUUGUGCAUCUAGAAAACGAAAUCCCAUUCAAUGGCGCAUUCCGUUUAUUCAUCUAUGGUGGUCUCGGCGCAUCGCCGAAGAAGGGCCAGCACAAGGCGCUUUCCGACCUUUCUGCUGGUCUCUUGGCACCCGGUUCAUUCUACUCACGCUUCCGCUAUACCAACCGGACAAGAGAUAUCCACCACGACAGUGACAACCCACAUUCUCGGUUCUUCUCCGUUGCACUGACCCUUGCUGCGAAGAGACCGGAGAUCGAGAUCUCUGAGCUUCCCGAGCUGUUCCACGACUACAGCGCUCGUGUCUAUGCCGAUGAUCGACGGGAUAUCAAGGUUCUUGAUGCAAAGGCUUCAGCACAUGCUAAGGUUGGUCUGACGGGUAAUGAGGGUGCUGUUGUUGUGGUACGACCAGAUGGCCACGUCGGCAUUUCCGUUCGGUUGGUCGAGGGCAAAGGCACCGUCGAGGCACUUGAAGGAUACUUCAAGACCUUCACCACUCAAGGGUCACGGACACCAAGUGACAGUGGGCUCGGUGGUGGUGUCGAUCAAGUUCGUGCACAACUGUGA